Molecule: messenger RNA, 1317 nt
Organism: Rhizophagus irregularis DAOM 181602=DAOM 197198
Lineage: Eukaryota; Fungi; Glomeromycota; Glomeromycetes; Glomerales; Glomeraceae
Source: RefSeq, a predicted model, not a curated record
UAACCUUUGACCUUUGUUGUUGAAUUUUAAAUAUUAAUAAGAAGACAAAUUUCUUAAUGUCAAAUAUCGCAAAAAAUUUCAUUGGCAUACCAAGGAAUUUCUUUGUUCAUAAGCCGCAUUAACCUUUUCUUUUUUUUUUUGGAUAUUUUCGCAAAGAUAAAAUAUUGUAACACACGUUAUGUGGAACAAUAAACCCUGUUAAACAUUCUGAUAAAUAGUUACAUAAAAUACAUAAAUACCAAUUAAAUCAUCAUUCUAUAAAUAGAUGAAACCGUCCUUUAUCCUUAAUAGAGUAUUCAAUUUAAUAAAGUUUUAUGCGAUUGUUCCGUCUAAGAAUUAAAAUCACAUUUCAAAAAUAAACGAUCAACAAUAAAAAAAAUUCCGAAAUUUGACCAAAUAGAAUCGGAACAAGAGAGACAUGAAAAGAUAUUGAGCUAUUUAUCAUCGAAUGAUUUCGAUUCUAUUGAUAGAUUACAUAUGUAUCAUUUUCUUAAAAGAUAUAUAUUUCAAAACAAUUUUUCUUCCCCAAUUGAGGAUAAGUUAAUUAAAGGAGGGUGUAAAGUUUUGGAUGCCAGGAGCGGCACUGGUACAUGGUUAUUAGAUUUAUCAAACAAAUAUGAAAAUUCUUAUUUUUUUGGAGUCGAAAAUAUACCAUUAUAUCCACAAGAGAUAAAACCAAAUAAUCUUGAAUUCAUCGACGCCAAUGUAACUAAAGGAUUAUCAUUUCAUGAUAACGAAUUUGAUUUUACACAUUUAGAAAAUAUGGGUCUUGUUUUAACACCAGACCAAUGGGAUUUUGUUCUUUCUGAGCUCAUCAGAGUAACGAAACCAGGAGGAUACAUUGAAGUAUCUGAUAGACGGAAUAGUAAUAAUGGCGAAGGUCCGAUUCUUCGUAAAGUAUCAGAAGCAUUUUGGGCAACUCGUUCGAAACAAAAUGUUGAUUUUAAAUUGAUAUAUAAUCUAGAUUCAAAAUUUGAAUUACAACCAAAUAUAGGGAAAGUUCAUCGAAUUGAAAAAGAUCUCAUUAUGGGUCCCAAUGGUGGUAAAGCUGGUUUGGUUAUGCAAGAUAUUAGUAUAUCUUUUUAUGCAUCAGAAUUGGCAGUUAAAAGCCUAAGUAAAGAAAUAGGAAUUUCCGAAGAAGAAUACAAAAAUAUGGCAGAAAAAGAUCUAAUUGAGGAAUACAAACAAACCAGUCCUGUGAUUACUCAUGUUCGAUUUUGGGCCCAAAAACAAUUAUCGCAAUAAUAAUGGUUAUUUUUUUUCUUAUGAAUAAAAAAAAGAUACGAAAGAAAAUUUUUUUUCAGAAAUCUAGUGUAG